UAGAAAGUAACCCCGACGUCUCCUUCUGCAAGCCUGGUGCUAUUAAUAUGUGAAUAACCGCAUUUUCAACUUGUGUACACCCGUUUCCAAACUGCCAAAUGCCCAUCAUUUUGUGGAUCGGUGUGACAACUGACAACUGAAGUCAACCCCGGCUUCAGCCCGGCGCUUGCAGAAUAAAGCUGGACAGCCUUUGGAGUUUGGACCUUUGUCGAGUUACUAACACUCUCUACUGUCUAUAGAACGGGCAGAACCUGAAGGAUGAAACAUGGAGUCUGGCCUCUUUUGGCCUCUGGGACAUCGCAGAAGUUCAAAAAUCUCAGCCAGAACUCGGGAGCUUUACGCUUCUGCAGGAACCCUUGAUCACGGGCUGUCGAUAUGGUCAAGUCUAUCCCCUGAUUCCCCCUCCUUUGUCCUGCACGGCUUUGUCUCAAACUCUAAAUCCACACGCAACCACCCAUCAUGGUCUUCCAUCACAGUGACCUCUCCUGUCGCACCUUGUCAUCACAUGGUUUGGUCAUAUCUCUCCUGUUCUCUUUCAAACUUCAACGCUUCAACGCUUCAACGCACGGCAACGGCCCAGAGUGUCACUCAUGAAGAGACUCAGCAUAUGCCUCUCCUUCAUUUCCAGUUCAAUGUUCAUCAGGCUACCUACAUCUUCAUCUCUUUUUGCGGCUUUGGUCAUGGUGUCUGGCGUACAAGGCGUUAUGGAGACGUAUUGACAAUUUGACAUAUGAGGACGCACUGGUGUCAAUGCUUGGUGCUACAUGCCGUCGGCGCUUGGCUUUCCUUUCACUGCACCUUACAGCGGCAGUGUAACACCGCACUUAGGUAUACUUAAUACUUAUAU
Molecule: messenger RNA, 847 nt
Organism: Eremomyces bilateralis CBS 781.70
Lineage: Eukaryota; Fungi; Ascomycota; Dothideomycetes; Eremomycetales; Eremomycetaceae
Exons: 1
Coding region: 266-727 (153 amino acids)
Source: RefSeq, a predicted model, not a curated record